This is a messenger RNA of Pezoporus flaviventris, 3948 nucleotides long. RefSeq names its product NPC1 like intracellular cholesterol transporter 1 (gene NPC1L1). Gene Ontology annotation, cellular component: membrane. The record is from RefSeq and is a predicted model, not a curated record. Gene Ontology annotation, molecular function: lipid carrier activity. The transcript has 19 exons. The coding region runs from base 1 to 3948 and encodes 1315 amino acids. Lineage: Eukaryota; Metazoa; Chordata; Aves; Psittaciformes; Psittacidae.
AUGCCGGGGGCCACCGUGCUGGCCAUGGCGGUGCUGGCGGCGCUGCUGGCGCUGGUGAGUGCCCGGGCCUGGGUGAGCGGGGAUGGGGACCGUGAGCACCAGCUCCCUUCACCCCAACCCACCCCAUGGCUCCGGCCCCCGCAGGUGGCCCCAUCGUGGACCCCCACCCACAGCGCCGGUGUCUGCGCCUUCUACGGCGAAUGCGGCUACAACCCGGAGGUGAACGUGUCCCUGGUGGCCUCCCAGGUGCCCUGCGUGUCCAACACGGCGGCGCGGGAGGCCACGGGCGCGCUCCUGGAGCUGCUGAGCUCCGUGUGCCCAGACCUGGUGCUCGGCGCGGCCGGGGCGCCGCGGGUGUGCUGCAGCCUGGCGCAGCUCCUGGCGCUGCAGCUCAGCGUGGCGCUGUCCGGCACCGUGCUCGCCCGCUGCCCCGCCUGCGCCCGCAACUUCGCCAACAUCCACUGCCACAACAUCUGCAGCCCCGACCAGAGCCUCUUCGUCAACGUCACGCGCGCGGUGCCGGUGCAGGGCACGGCCCGGUUCGCCGUCGUCGAGUACCAGUGCUUCUACCGGCAGGAGUUCGCCGACGCCGCCUUCGCCUCGUGCCACGGCGUCCGGCUCCCGGCCACCGGCGGCUUCGCGCUGGACACCAUGUGCGGGCUGUAUGGCGCGCAGCUCUGCACCGCGCAGCGCUGGCUCGACUUCCAAGGGGACAAGAGCAACGGGCUGGCGCCGCUGCAGAUCGACUUCCACCUCGUGCCCGACGGCACCGACCCCGGCGAGGCCCUGCAGCCGCUGCACGCGCAGGCCUGGAGCUGCAGCCAGGCCCUCAGCGCCGAGGAGCAGGCGUGCUCCUGCCAGGACUGCGCCGAGUCCUGCCCCACCAUCACCCCCCCGGCCGGCCCCGCGCCCCCCUUCCGCAUCGGUGCCGCCGACGGCGCCCUGGUGCUGUGCGCGCUGCUCUUCGCCCUCCUCGCCCUCCUCUUCCUCCUCGCCCUGUGCCGCCGGCACCGCGGCUCCAAGCAGGGCAUCACGCUGCAGCCGGCCCCGGCCAGCGCCUGCGGCUGCUCGGCGCGAUGGGGCGACGCCUGGCACCGGGCGCUGGUGCGGGCGUUCCGCUGGUGGGGGGUGCUGGUGGCCGCGCACCCGCUGCCGGUGCUGGUGGUGGCCGCGGGGCUGGUGGCGGGGCUGUCGGCCGGGUUCCGCACCCUGCGCCUCACCACCGACCCCGUGGAGCUGUGGUCGGCGCCGGGCAGCCGCGCGCGGCAGGAGAAGGCCUUUUACGACCAACACUUCGGGCCCUUCCUCCGCACCAACCAGGUGAUCGUGACGGCGCCGCGGCGCAACGGCUCCCGCUACGACUCGGUGCUGUUCGGCGCCAAGAACUUCAGCGCCGUGCUCUCCAUGGAGGUGCUGCGGGCGCUGCUGGAGCUGCAGGAGCGGUUGGCGGCCGCCACGGCGCCGGCGCCGGGCUCGGCAAGGCCGGUGAGGCUGCAGGACGUGUGCUACGCGCCGCUGAACCCCGGCAGCCCUGCGCCCGCCGACUGUUGCGUCAACAGCGUCACCCAGUACUUCCAGAACAACGGCACCCGCCUGGCCAUGGUGGCCACGCAGCCCCACGGCAAAGACACCGGCACCGUGGACUGGCGCGACCACCUCAUCUACUGCGUCAACUCCCCGCUGUCCUUCAAGGACAUCACGGCGCUGGAGCUGAGCUGCACGGCUGACUACGGCGGCCCCGUGUUCCCCUACAUCGCCUUGGGUGGCUACAGCGGCUCGGAGUACACGGAGGCCGAGGCGCUCAUCGUCACCUACUCGCUCAACAACUUCCCGCGCGAGGACCCGCGGCACGAGUGGGUGCUGAGCUGGGAGAGCCGCUUCCUCCAGGUGGUCCGGGACUUCCAGCGCACCCACGGCCACAACCUCUCCGUCGCCUUCAUGGCCGAGCGCUCGCUGGAGGACGAGAUCAACCGCACCACGGGCGAGGACGUCCCCAUCUUCGCCAUCAGCUACGCCGUGGUGUUCGCCUACAUCGCGCUGGCGCUGGGCGAGUACACGGCCUGGCGCCGCGUGCUGGUGGAGUCGAAGGUGACGCUGGCACUGGGCGGCAUCGCCGUGGUCAUCGGCGCCGUGUUCUCCGCCAUGGGGCUGCUGGCGCUGCUGGGGCUGCCCUCGUCCCUCAUCAUCCUCGAGGUCGUGCCCUUCCUCAUCCUCGCUGUGGGCGCCGACAACAUCUUCAUCUUCGUGCAGGAGUACCAGCAGUCGCCGCGGGAGCCGGGCGAGCGGCGGGAGGAUCACAUCGGGCGGGUGCUGGCGCAGGUGGCCCCCAGCACGGUGCUGUGCAGCCUCUCCGAGCUCAUCUGCUUCCUGCUGGGCUCUCUCUCCUCCAUGCCCGCCGUCCGCACCUUCUCCCUCACUGCCGCCCUCGCCAUCGCCUUCGAUUUCCUGCUCCAGGUCUCCGCCUUCGUGGCGCUGCUGGCGCUCGACGCCCGGCGCGAGGAGGCCUCGCGCCCCGAGCUCUGCUGCUGCUGCCGCGUGGACAAAGGCCCCGCGGGGCCGGCGCUGAGGCUGCUGCGGCCGCUGCUGCUGCGCCUGGGACCGGGGCUGCUGCACCCCAGAGUGCGGCCAGCGGUGGUGCUGCUCUUCCUCCUGCUCGCCUGCGCCGGGCUCUACCUCAUGCUGCAGGUGCCCGUGGGGCUGGACCAGGAGCUCGCCAUGCCCAAGGACUCCUACGUGCUCCAGUACUUCAGUGCCCUCAACCAGUACCUGGCCGUGGGGGUCCCCGUGUUCUUCGUCACCACCGAGGGCUACAACUUCUCCUCCCCAGAGGGCACCAACGGGAUCUGCUCCAGCUCCGGCUGCGCCAGCGACUCCCUGACCCACACAGUGGAGAUGGCCACGCGCUUCCCCAACGUGUCCUUCCUGGCCAUCCCGGCCACCUCCUGGCUCGACGACUUCCUCGACUGGCUCAACCCCACCGGCCGCUGCUGCCGCGUCCACCGCUACGGCAACGCCACCGGCCAGUUCUGCCCCGCCACCAGCGAUGACCCGAGCUGUGUCGGUGGCCGGUGCCUCAACACGACGCGGCGCCCGACCCCGGAGGAGUUCCAGCGCUUCCUGCCCUGGUUCCUGCAGGACCGCCCCACGCUGCAAUGCGCCAAGGGCGGCCUGGGUGCCUACGACACCGCGGUGAGCAUGGACGCCAACGGCACCAUCCUGGCCACGCGGUUCAUGGCCUACCAGCGCCCGCUGCGCACGGCGCAGGAGUACACGGCAGCGCUGCGGGCGGCGCGCGCCCUGGCCGAGGAGCUCACCCGCACCCUGCGCCGCGUGCCCGGCACCCAGCCCGGCUUCCGCGUCUUCCCCUACGCGGUGACCCACGUGUACUACGAGCAGUACCUGACGGUGGUGGCCGAGGGCCUGGUGACGCUGGGGCUGUGCCUGGUGCCCACCUUCCUCGUGUCCUUCGUGCUGCUGGGCACGGACCUGCGCUCCAGCGCCGCCACGCUCCUCACCAUCGCCAUGAGCCUGGUGGACACGGCCGGCGCCAUGGCCCUCUGGGACAUCCCCUACAACGCCGUGGCCCUCAUCAACCUGGUGGCGGCCGUGGGUAUCUCAGUGGAGUUCGUGUCCCACCUCACCUACGCCUUCGCCCACAGCCCCCAGGCCGGGCGCGUGGCUCGCGCCGCCGAUGCCACCGUCACCAUGGGCAGCAAGGUUGUGGCCGGGGUGGCCCUGACCAACCUGCCCGGCAUCGUGGUGCUGGCCUUCGCCAAGGCCCAGCUCAUCCAGGUCUUCUUCUUCCGCCUCAACCUCAUCAUCACGCUGCUGGGGCUGGCGCACGGGCUGCUCUUCCUGCCCGUGCUGCUCAGCUACAUGGGACCCAGCCCGCAGGGGACCCCGCCGGGGUCACAACGGGGGACGCGGUGGUGCCGGCUGUGGGGCUGA